Molecule: messenger RNA, 2085 nt
Organism: Kockovaella imperatae
Lineage: Eukaryota; Fungi; Basidiomycota; Tremellomycetes; Tremellales; Cuniculitremaceae
Exons: 12
Coding region: 1-2085 (694 amino acids)
Biological process (GO): regulation of DNA-templated transcription; DNA-templated transcription
Cellular component (GO): nucleus
Molecular function (GO): DNA binding; DNA-binding transcription factor activity, RNA polymerase II-specific; zinc ion binding
Source: RefSeq, a predicted model, not a curated record
AUGAGCAGUGACCGAAAACCGACCGAGAAGCUGCGAAGAGGCUACAGAGCAUGCUUGCACUGUCGCAGUAGGAAGGCAAAAUGUGAUCUGGGUGAUAUUGAUGCACCAUCCGAACCACCUUGCUCUCGAUGCCGCCGGGAGUCCCGAGAGUGUAUCUUUGUUCCAAGUCUAAGAGGUGGAAACAGUCGACGGUCCACCUCAGCUUCCAUCACAGACAUGGAUGAGUUCCCGGGGCCUCGGCCAUCUCUCCGCACUAUGGAUCCGCCGGCUUCACCAAAUGUCGAAUACUCCGGAUUACUGGGACUUAACCCAUAUCCUAAAAGGCCAUCACUGACCGAUGAGUACAAUUCUGGGGAUCUGGCCAAUCCCUUCCCUCAGCUCCCUCAACAUCCCCCCAUAUCAACAACGAGCCCUAAACGCCGGCGUAUAGUACCUAGGACAGCCGAUCCAAGCGACAUUGUUGUGGCAGACCUGCAGAACGAAUCUGAUGCGCUGCAUAUCCUUGCUCUGGCUUCCGGUCAGAGUGACCUACAGUCGGGGGGACCCUCGAGAAGCUCUAUACCUGCUCGGACCGGGUCAGGCAAGAGUGUACAUGCCGAACUGUCAGAUUUUAUCCUGGUCAAGAAGCGUAUACUCUCCGUCAGCCAAAUAGUUGAUCUGGUCAAUACGUUCUUCCGCUACCACCAUCACUUCUUCCCAAUGGUCCCCGCUUAUCUCAUACCCCGGGCGCGAACCCUGGGUCGGUUUGCCAGCGAUGAACCCUACCUCCUUGCCGGGAUCAUCAUCAUAGCCAGCCGGAAUCACGCCGGCGAGGGUAUGCGAACGAUUCACGAUCGUUCCUGGUCGGUCAUGAGGGGCUGGAUUUCCGAUAUCGAAUGUCUUGGGGCUCCACCAAGUGUAGGACUUGUUGAAUGCCUGCUGUUACUGGCGGAAAACCUGCCUCGUGAUCCCGAGGUAGGUACGACGGCAGAUCUUCAAGCCUUUGGACUGGGAGAGGAACAUCAUGGCAAAGAAAAUCGACAGGCUUGGAUGUUGAUAGGCUCCGCUAUCCGCGUCGCGUACGGUUUGAGAUUAGACAAAGUAGGCCUUGAUAUAGACAAUGCUAAUCACCAGAUGGCUACAAAGCUGUUCGAUGAAGAGGAAAGAACCUUUGAGCUCGAAAGAGCUCGUCUGGCGUGGACAUAUUGCUAUCUCUUCGACAGACACAUUUCCCUCCGUCUUGGAAAGGCGUUCUGGUCUCGAGGCCCCGCCGUCUGCUUUCAAGGCUACUCCUCAUCGAACCAGACAGGUCCAGCUGCAUCGGGUGGCAACUUCCCAUUUUUCCGUCCCGCAGAUUCGGGCGAGCAGGAUGACCUGGCAGGAUUGAUCCAGGCCUACGUCGAAUUGACGCAAAUGAUGUCCAGUGCUCAUGACAUCUUGUACCCAAAUGCUGCAAGGACAAAGUCGCUCGUUGUCUAUGGGGAGUACUUCAAAUAUAUCGACGAGCUCGUGCGCUCAUUGGACGGAUUCAAGGUGCUUUGGGGGAAUAAGAGGUGGCGGACUUUUCCUUUGAACGAUGCCGUGUGGGCAAUGUUCUAUUACGCUCAACUAUACAUCUGCUCUUUCAGUUAUCAAGCGCAUGUUGAGCGCGCUGCCAUCCGAGCCGAUGAAGAAUACCAGAAACUUGCAGAAUCACAGUCGCUACCUCCGCCUCGUCCACCACUCAGCUUGUUCCCUCGCGGAGCGGCGCAUAGCCCUGACGCCCGUUACAUAUUCCAGUCAUGUGACGCGGCUCGUUCGCUCCUAAGGAUCUGUGUUGAUAGCCUACAUCCUGGCGGAGCGCUGCCUUAUUUGCCAUCACGAUUCCUGUUGUGGUUCACCUAUGCUGCCAUUCUGCUCCUCAAGGCGGUCUACUCAGGUGCCGUCCUUCGUGCAGAUCAACCAAAAACCUUGACACUCAUCGACCGACUGUGCUCCUGCUUGACAGAAGCGUCGACAGAAGACAACGACCCGCCCGCUCGAUAUAGCCGCCAGCUGAGAGGCCUCAAGCGCAAGCUGUCGGCCAUGUCUGAUCUGGUGAGCCUCUCCUGCGCCAUCCCAAACUGA